Rotaria sp. Silwood2 is the source of this 875-nucleotide messenger RNA. Lineage: Eukaryota; Metazoa; Rotifera; Eurotatoria; Philodinida; Philodinidae. The record is from the annotation of a GenBank genome assembly.
UAUUGAUGAAGCUGUAGAACGGAUGAAAAAACGUGCAAGAGAAGAAACAACAACAAUUCCAAAAAUUUAUACAGAAGAACUAGUUCGAACUCGUAUUGCAAAUCCUUCAAUGGUAACUGGUUUGUCAUACCCAAAUCUUCGCAGUAUUGAUUCAUCACUUUAUCGUCAACGAGCACUUAAUUUUCCACGAUUACCUAGUGAUUUAUUUGAUCUUAAAAUUCCUUAUGAAUGGACCUUAGGUUUACGUGGUGAACCUUUUUUGCUUGUUAAUGAAUUCUAUGAUAAUAAUAAAGAAAAAUUGCUUAUUUUCGCUACAGAUUGGUCAUUAUCUUUUCUAUCAACAUGUUCCAGAUGGCAUUCUGAUGGCACAUUUCGUGUGACACCUCUUCUUUUUGAACAAGUCUAUGUUAUUUGUGGAUUCAGUGAAGGUUUUAUGAUUCCUUGCGUUUAUUCACUUACCACAAGGAAAGAUGAAACUGCAUAUACAAAAAUUUUUCGUCACAUUAUUGCACUGGGUGAAAGCCGUCAAGGUGUUUGUAUGAAUCCAACUAGUUUAACAUGCGAUUUUGAAACAGCAGCAAUCAAGGCGUUUAAAAUUAUCUUUCCUGCAGCACGUGUUAAACUAUGUUUUUUCCAUUUCUCUCAAAGCUUGUGGAGGAAAAUUGUAGAUUGUUCUAUGUCUUCAUAUUUUAUUCGUUCUGACGACAAGGAUGUUACAAAUGAACAACAAGAACAUACUAGGUAUUGGUUUAAUGGUGCAAUCGGUUUAGCCUUAAUACCUCCACAAUUGAUUCAAAAUACUUGGGUAGAUUUAAUGGAUAAUUUCACGCCUGAUACUGCUGGUGGUACUUCAUUUAAUGAUUAUAUCGUGUCAA